AUGGGUAUCUGGCAGAGCCAACAGACCUCGAAAGAGGCUGAGUAUGGGAUCAUCCUCAACGCCAACAAUGAGAUCGAGGAAAUCCCUGGUGAAGAGGGCACAGACUAUGUCUCUGCCGAGCAUGUGCUGCGCCUUCAUGUCCAUGAGUGGCGUGAGGAUUCACGAUCCUUUCAUCUGGGAAUUGACAAACAGACCCCUCAUGACGACUUCAAGGUUUCGCUUGACUAUAUGAAUGAUGUCUUGCAAAUGUCCUUUACGAUGCCUGCUGAAUAUCCAGGGGGGCGCAUAGAGCUCCUUCGCAAGGUUCGACAGCUCCUCAACGACAGCUCACGACUGGGCAUCAAGGACGGCUCUCGGCUCAGCUUUGGUAUCACACACCACUGGAUGGGUGCGGAUGCGUUCGUCAGGUUCAAUAACAGCAUGAGAAAGGCAUCCAAGAAGAUAGGGGCUAUUUGGAAACUCGACGACUGGGGUAACGAAGUUUCUCUCUAUGGCUGCACCGCAAGCUGGAGAAAGAAAAGCGAGAAUUCCGACCACGUCCACAUCAAAUUUCGGGUCGACUCUGGCGAAAUGGUUGUUUUUACCGUGAACACCGUUGGAAGUGACUACCGGGACAUGAGAGUGGCCGAUCUGGCAACUUACAUUCAAAUCAUGUUGCUCCCGGUUCGGAUAUGGCUUCGAAUCCGAUUCUGGCGUGACCUGUACCUCAAAAUCCACAAACAGAAGAAGGCGAAAAUAGAAGCCCUCGUUACCGCCGCUGCUCUGCAGCUCGACCCAUCAGAACCUGAUACUGCGGAAGGACAGCUCGCAUUAAAGGAGCUGCAGGAGCUCAUGAUCACCACCGAGAAGAAAGCCACUAAUGAUCCUGCAGCCGAUGUAGUAGCUCGGCAGCAUUACAAAAUGCAAGAGAAGGAUCGCAAGGCUGCGAGACCAGGCACCAAGGGUGCUGAUGAGAAUCAACAGGCGGAGUCGGGAAGUAUUCUGGAAAAAGCGAUGUCCAGUGAGGAGGAUGCUGACUUGGGGAAUGUGAAAUUGACGCCCAUGUCACGGAAGAAGCAAGGGCAAAAGGCGUGGAGACAGUCAAAGAAGGCCUUAAAGAGGUUUAAUCAAAAGGAGGGAAAGCGUUUGCUCAAACAAAACGCUAAUCUGGCUGAACAGCAACUUGCAGAGGCUCAGGGUAAGUCUCAGGAGUUGCGUGAACUGAGCGCCGACGACAAACCCGUUGCCUUGACGCACCCCCAAUCUAUCACCAGCGUCAAGUCUUGUCCAAAUUAUCCUUUCUCUGAUUCUCCUGAACCGCAAAGUCCAACAGAAUCUGCUGGAUUUCACACCCCUGCACAGUCACCCCGCUUGACCUCGACUUCGGACUCAAGAAUCCUGAGCGCCGGCGACGGUGACAUCUUUUCAGCUGGAGAGUCCGAAUCACCCAGUCACCCUGGUAAGCAAGAAUCUACAUCCCCUUCCCACAUCCUUUCAGACCUAGCCUUCGUCCCGACAGAUCGAUUGACCACGUUUUCAGAAGCCGGGAAACGCGACUCUGAUGCGACUCUGGCUGAGAAUAUCCCACUUCCUGACGAUACUCUGGCUGAGAAUAUUUUUCUCCUUGAAGAUACUCUGGCUGAGAAUAUCGUACUCCUUGAGGAGAUUUUGCCUGCGAACAUCCCGCUUCCUGCAGAUACUCUCCCUGGACAUAUCGUUCUCCCUGCACAUACUCCAGAACGAAAUACAGAUAUUCCACCUGAGGCUAUUAAUCAACCUGAGGAGACUUCUCGACAGAAUACUUCUUCUGAGGAUACCCCACCCGAGGAUACUCCACGCGGAAGUUCUCAGAGGCUGAGCCUUCCAGUCAGAAACAUCUCCCCUCCAACGGAGACUGUGACGCCAAAGGCCCUUACCUCCACUGAUCGAUCGCACAAGCUUGCAUCCGAAAAAGAUAUCAUCAGAUUCACUCACGAAAUUUCACCGCGUUCAGAACGCGAUACUCCUUGUCUCACUCCAGAGCUUAUCCCAGUACUUCUUUGCGAACAGCCAGAGUCGAACGACUCUAUUUCUGAAUUGGCCUUGCCAUCGGACGACACCAAAUCCGAUAGUGGUAGUUUAGCAUCCACUAUCAAGGCGUCCACUGCACUCGUCAUGGAGAGUGCACCCGUCGUCGAGAUGCAUCAAAAAGGUCCCAACUACAGGAAGAACAGGAAGAAGCGUGAAAGCAAGAUCAAGAACAAGAAGGCUCUCAAGUUCUCAAAACUGGACACUGAGCUCUCCGAAACACAGGAAAACCCCACCAAGCAUGAAGAACCCCGACAGCAAGACGUCGCGGUGCAGGACCCAGCAGUUGCCGAUGCUUCGUCCCAGCACCACUGCCAAAUGACUCUUGCUGAUCCAACGUCCAACCCGGCAGCUUCUCUUCCUAAGAAGUCUAUCAUGAAGGACAAGGGUAAAGCUCAGGUUUCUGACAUUCGGAUGCUGGACUCGGCACUCGGCUCACUUGACAUCAACAACCCUUUUCCUGCAGGUGGCAGCGCAGAGAAUUUGUCAAGUGAUGUCGACCAAGAGGCCCUGGGGUCUACGCCGCGCGCAAGGCGGCUGUCUCACUCGGGUCUCGUUGAAGCCGACAUAGCAUCCUCAUCUCCUGAAUCAACAACAUCUCUCCCUGGCACUGGCAAGUCUCCGAUGCCUGUUAUCCGUGCCAUGACGCCAAGUCCGCGGACUGUGGUACCAGCCGGACACACUGCUCGGGGGAAAAUGCCCUUCGCCACCCCUGCCAUGACGCCCGGUCCGCGGACCGAGGUACCAGCCGGGGUCCUCCAGGGCGGAAUUGCUGUUACUCCCGCUGCGACACCCAGUCGCAGCGCUCAAACUCCGGCACACGCGCCGACGUCGUCAAGCAGCAGCAUUGAAACUGUGGUAGCGCCUGUCAAGGGUCAGUUCUUCUACGACCUGACCUACCACACAUGGAAAUGCGCGCUGCAGGGCUGCGACAAGCACUGCCACUACUGGGACGGACAAACCGUCAACUGCCCCAACUGUGGGCCCCUUUCCACGAUCGUGUAUUGUGGAAAAGACCACAUGCGGGAGGACGUCCUGUGGCACUGGCCGCACUGUGGUGGCUACUCGCUUCAGCGCCACACCAAGCUUAGUUCGGUCCCAGACUUGAUCAAGCUUGGCCCUCCAAUGAUCCCCGGCAUCAACGGCUGGGAUAGCCCCGAGCGACAUCGCCAGGCGGUGUGGUUCAGCUCCAGACGUGAAAAUGAAGGUGACUACUUCAUUUUCACAGACAAGCAUGAGGUGAACAGCUUGGGGCAUCCCUCGGGAUCUGUCGAAGUGCGAUGCUCGUCGCGCGUGUACCUCGUCGUUCAUUGCGACGAGGCGGAGAAGGAUCGUUUCCGCCGCGUUCUCGCAGUGUGUCUCAUGUCAUCGGUGCAGAACACCUACCUGGUCUGCUACCUGUUCCGCCUGAUCAGGGACAGGUUGCGCUUGAGCGGCCAGUGGAGUGAGUAUGUGGAUGACAUGCUCCGAUACCAGUUUCGGUUCGAACUUGGCGUGCAAGUGAACCAACUGGGUGUCGGAGAAAGACACGCCUGCGAGACCGACUGGAACGGUCUAAGCCCUCGCUUUUGUCGUGACCCGGUCUGCGAGUCCGAGCGUGUCACGCUUCUUGGCGAUAAUGGGUGUGUUAGUCGGGGGUUCGCUCGUCUUUGCGACAACUGGGAGUCCAAUUACUGGAUCCUACGGGCGAACCGCACCGCGCACCCCACCGCCAGGAGCGUGAAUGCUCGGAUUUGCGGAGAAGGUUACGACCUUCCGGAAGAGGAUCGUCGACUCUUUCGACGGGGCGAGGGCUGGGAUGGUUACCAAAGCGGUCCCAUGGAGAUCGAGGAGCAGUGGUGUUAA
Messenger RNA from Penicillium cinerascens, 3891 nucleotides. RefSeq lists its product as uncharacterized. The record is from RefSeq and is a predicted model, not a curated record. The transcript has 3 exons. Bases 1 to 3891 code for a protein of 1296 amino acids. NCBI's taxonomy places the organism in Eukaryota, Fungi, Ascomycota, Eurotiomycetes, Eurotiales, Aspergillaceae.